AUGCGUACCUCGCUCGUUGCUGUUGCGGCCUUUGGCGUCGCCACCGCCAGUGCUACUUUCGUCUAUCCCGAAAAUGUUCCCCUCCAUCGCCGGCAAGCCCCGGGGACCCCCCAAUACGACUGUCAUGCCAACUGCGGCGGCGUGAUCGUGGACGGUCGUACAGAAGGUUACUGUGACACCGCAGACUUUACUACGAAACUCGAUGCCUGUCUUGAUUGCGCUUUGGUGUACGACAUCUGGCAAUACUACGGCAACAGUGUUUCAAGUGCCGCAGAGGAGUGUGGAGUUGAUGCCACCCCUCGCGCGGCCGCUACAACAGACAGUGCUGUGUCCACCUCUGCCCCGGCAGUCGAGACUUCGUCGGCGGCUGCUCCAGCGACCUCAACCGCUGCUGCAACUGAAGUGGCCGCUACAACCACUGCAGCAACUUCUUCUGUGGAAGAGACAGGAAGUGAGACUAGCUCCGCUGCUCCCACCGUUGCGACAUUUGAAGGUGCUGGAACCAAGCUUGUUCUGACCGGACUGCUGGCCAUAGUCCCCUUCGCAGCCAUGGCCGCAGGGCUAGCCUGA
Messenger RNA from Capronia coronata CBS 617.96, 570 nucleotides. RefSeq lists its product as uncharacterized. The record is from RefSeq and is a predicted model, not a curated record. The transcript is spliced from 3 exons. Lineage: Eukaryota; Fungi; Ascomycota; Eurotiomycetes; Chaetothyriales; Herpotrichiellaceae. The coding region runs from base 1 to 570 and encodes 189 amino acids.